Messenger RNA from Diaporthe citri, 663 nucleotides. RefSeq lists its product as uncharacterized. The record is from RefSeq and is a predicted model, not a curated record. The transcript has a single exon. Bases 1 to 663 code for a protein of 220 amino acids. NCBI's taxonomy places the organism in Eukaryota, Fungi, Ascomycota, Sordariomycetes, Diaporthales, Diaporthaceae.
AUGUCCACCAUCAACAGCGCCUUACAGGCCACAAGCAUAUCCGUCUCUCUCCUCACAGCUGGUGGUAUCGCGACCCUCUCCCUCUUCGAUGUCCCCAUCCUGAGGGCUCAGCCAGCGUCGCGCUCGCUGCCCUCGGUCCGCUGGCUGUUCAGCCGCGGAUCACACAUUUUCCCAACGGCGGCUAUCAUCUCCGCGGCUGGCUUUAGUGUCCUCGCAUACCGAUCACUGCCAGGCUCCCUGGCGUCACGCACGGUAUUGCAGCUGCUGCGUGAUACGAGAGUGAGGGGGUACCUUGCCGCGGCCGCUCUGAACAUUGCCAUCGCACCGUGGACCAGCUUGGUCAUGAUACCGAACAACUUUGAGCUCAUAAAGAUGAACAACGAGCUCGGUGGUCAUCGGAGCAUCGCAAGCUCGCAGGCGGCUGAGAAGGAGAAAGGCGACCUCAGACAACGGAGUGCUCGAGACUCUGUCGACGGGAAGGGUGAGGGGAUUGACCAGUUCAAGGAUAUCAGCGAUCCACAAGAACAGACGCUACGCAAAUCUUCUGAUGCGGAGGAUGAGAAGGUUAAGGCUAUGCUGACCAAGUUUGGCUCCCAGAACUAUGUGAGGGCUGUGUUGACGCUCGCUGGGGGUGUCGUUGGACUUUUGACGGCGCUGGGAUGA